UGUUGUGUCGCCAAAAUUUGCUGCAGUAGUUUUUAUUAAAGUUUUAUUGAUUGAAAGCUCGGAUACACACAGUAAACCUGCCGUUCAAACACAAAAAAGGCGUGAAAACGCGUGAACGCUGCGUGUGGAGUCUAAGGUGUAGGUGAGGAGGUCAUGAAUCGAGUCCCCCUGCAGCAGCCGCAGAGCUGUGGGCCCUGGGAGCUGAAGGAGCGGCUCGGCACCGGGGGCUUUGGAAAUGUCACAAGAUGGCAAAACAAGGACACAGAGGAGCAGAUUGCUAUAAAGCAAUGCCGCCAAGAGCUGAGUGAGAGAAACAAGGAGAGAUGGUGUCUGGAGAUCCAGAUCAUGAAAAGGUUGGAUCAUGUCAAUGUGGUUGCUGCCCGAGAAGUUCCUCAAGGAAUGCAGAAAAUGGUGGCCACCAAUGAUCUGCCGUUGCUGGCCAUGGAGUACUGUCAGGGUGGAGAUCUGAGAAAGUAUCUGAACAUUUUGGAAAACUGCUGUGGAAUGAGGGAGGGGUCCAUUUUGAUUCUGUUACGGGAUAUUUCUUCAGCUUUAACCUACCUCCAUAAGAAGAGGAUCAUUCACAGGGAUCUGAAACCAGAAAACAUUGUGCUGCAACAGGGAGAGAAGAGAUUGAUCCACAAGAUUAUAGAUCUUGGCUAUGCUAAAGAGUUGGACCAGAGCAGUCUUUGCACAUCAUUUGUGGGAACCCUGCAGUACUUAGCUCCAGAGCUCAUAGAAAGGCAGAGGUACACGGUCACUGUGGACUACUGGAGCUUUGGGACUUUGGUGUUUGAGUGUAUCGCAGGAUUUCGGCCUUUCCUGCCAACGUGGCAACCUGUUCCCUGGCACAACAAACUCAGGCAGAAGCUGGACAAUAUUAUUAUUGUCUACGAGGACCUCACUGGGGACGUCCGCUUUUCCGAACACAUCCCUCAGCCCAACAACCUGAACAGUCUGUUAUUAGAGAAGAUGGAGAGGUGGCUGAAGCUGAUGUUAAAGUGGUCUCCUCAGGAGAGAGGCAAAGACCCCAGUGCUACCCCCAGCGACUGCUUCUCCCAGCUGGAGCUCUUAUUGCAAAUCAAGCUGGUUCAUGUCUUGAACAUGUCGUCUGCAAAGAUCCUCACUUAUUCAGUAUCCGAUGAUGAGACAGUGGCCAACCUGCAGCUAAGAAUAGAAAAGGACAGCAACAUCCCUGCAGCCAAUCAGGAGCUGCUGCUUGAGGCGGGGUUGGCCUUGGAGCCUCAUGCGUUGGCCACACAGUGCGCCGUAGAUUACACAGAGAUAGAUGGAAGAAGAACAGACUUUCCUCUGGUUUUCCUCUUUGAUCGUUCCUCUUGUGUUUAUGAACCUCAGUUUGCUCCUCGAACUCUCCCUGAAAAUAUCCGCUUUGUCCAAACCGAUCCUAACUACGUUCUGGCUUACAGCCCUCUAAGGAGGACUUGUGGCCAAGCGUGGCACACCAUCCGCUCUCUCAAGGAAGACUGGCAAAGACUGCAGCAGGGGCAGAAAGCUGCCAUCAUGAGCCUGCUGAGACACAACUCUUCACUGUCCAAACAGAAGAAUGAGAUGGUGUCCAUGUACCAGAGACUCAUUGCCAAACUGGAUUUUUUUACCACCAGCCUUCACAUAGACAUGGAUAAAUACCAGGAGCAGACAGCCACAGGGAUCGCAUCAGACAAACUGCUGGGUGUGUGGAGAGAGAUGGAGCAAACUGCUGUCAGCUGUGGUCAGGUUAAGGUGAGUGAGUUGGAGGAGGAGAUGAUGCAGCUGCAGCCAGACAUAGUGGAUGUGCAGCGGCAGCCAUGGAGGAGUGGAGAGGCCUUGGAUACACUUGAAGGAAAAGCCAUGGAGCUGUUCCGAAAACUCAGAGAGAAGCCCAGAGACCAGAGGUGUGCAGGAGACAGUCAGGAGGUGGUGCGUCUGGUGGUUCAGGCUGUGCAGUUCUAUGAGAAGAAGCUCAGAGAUUUCUACACACACCUCAGUAAGACUGCACUGUGCCGCCAGCGUGUGAUGGAGUUACUGCCAAAGGUAGAGGGCGUGGUCCAGAAAAUGGCGGAAAGCGAACAAGUGUUGAUGAGUCUGCAGGAGAGACGACAGAGGGAGCUGUGGAACCUGCUCAAAGUCGCCUGUAGUAAAGUUCGCAGUCCAGUGAGUGGGAGUCCUGAUGGAUUACGUACCCCGUCGUCAGUACUGACUCCCAGACACAGCUUACAACAACUUGAUGAGUCUCUUGUGGAGGAGAGCAGGACAUUUGAGAGCCGCCUUCAGAGUUUGCUGCACGACACCAUCCAGGAAUCUGAGAGCAGUAUGGAGAUGCUGAGGGAGUGGACGUGGCUGCGUGGAGGCCAGGAUUUCUCCAGUGACCUCUCAUAAACUGAGUUUCCAUCUUUGCGGAUAUGUAGUACUCUGCUGCCUCUGUGUGGAUGGGCUGUCAAAUUACACGUGGGAUGUAUGAUGACAGUCUGAAGUGGACGUGUAGCAGUUUAAAAAAAAAACAAAAAAAAUCAGUGAGAUUGCUAACACCUUAUUGGCUUUGUGAAAAAGAAUAAUUAAAUCUAUGUUCAGGAUUAAUGUCAGAGAGAUUAAUUGGAGUGUCAUCUUUCAGCUUAAACAGAACAUUCUGGCUGUAAUUCCAGUAAAGAUUAAAAUCUUAAUCUCCUAUUACAUAUUUGUACAUUCCUAUAGGCUUAUGGUUUAUGAAGCACCUUGCACAGUUCUGACCCUAUAUCUGCAUACAACAUGAUUAUUGUAAAUAAUCUUUUGCUGGAUUUGUAAGACGAUCUCUUUCUUAGUUUCAGAACUAAUUUUCUUUCAUCGUGAUUGUUGUUCUUUGGAAACCACAGAUGUUAUUCUUAACAAAUGUGUGCCUUGAACUGCGUGUUCAUAUCUGGAACACUACUUUUUAUUGCAGGUUUUAUUUGGUUUAAGGAUGUGAUUUAGAAUUGAAAAGAGGUCUGUUUUCACCGUUUGCUCAGUAACUGUAUGAAUGUGUUUUUAAACCCACUUAUGAAUGCAUGGGGAAAUGAGGAAUAUCUUCAAUAAGAGGAACAUGUAUCAAAUACAGCACAGUCCAGUAUGCCAUGAAUAACUGCAAGUGUUUUGUUUAUACUGUUGAAUUGUUUUGACAUGCUGGGUAUAAUGCAGUAUGGCAAUAUUUUAUACAUUUUUUUAAUCAUUACCUUGAAACAAUGAAAAAGAAGUCAAAUGUGUGAAUUUUAGCAAAACUGUGAAUUACCACAAAACUAACAUUACUCUGGUCUGGUGCUUUGGCCUCAUCACAAUUGUUUCCACAUUUUUCUUCCCGUUUUCAUCUUAAGCCCAACAAUUAAAGGUAGUACUGUAAAGAUCACACAAGGUGAUGCUUAUUAUCAAGUAUCUCAGAAUUAUUUUGUGUACAGACUUUAUGCUGUUAAGAUUGUAAAAAUGUCAAACAAAAUUAAAUCUUGACUCUGGU
Molecule: messenger RNA, 3457 nt
Organism: Pelmatolapia mariae (spotted tilapia)
Lineage: Eukaryota; Metazoa; Chordata; Actinopteri; Cichliformes; Cichlidae
Gene: ikbkb
Product: inhibitor of nuclear factor kappa B kinase subunit beta
Exons: 22
Coding region: 154-2376 (740 amino acids)
Biological process (GO): tumor necrosis factor-mediated signaling pathway; positive regulation of transcription by RNA polymerase II; peptidyl-serine phosphorylation
Cellular component (GO): IkappaB kinase complex; cytoplasm
Molecular function (GO): ATP binding; protein binding; IkappaB kinase activity
Source: RefSeq, a predicted model, not a curated record